Messenger RNA from Schistocerca nitens (vagrant locust), 5161 nucleotides. RefSeq names its product sodium-dependent noradrenaline transporter-like. The record is from RefSeq and is a predicted model, not a curated record. The coding region runs from base 123 to 1790 and encodes 555 amino acids. Gene Ontology annotation, cellular component: neuronal cell body membrane; neuron projection; presynaptic membrane. Lineage: Eukaryota; Metazoa; Arthropoda; Insecta; Orthoptera; Acrididae. Gene Ontology annotation, molecular function: dopamine:sodium symporter activity. Gene Ontology annotation, biological process: sodium ion transmembrane transport; dopamine uptake involved in synaptic transmission. The transcript is spliced from 13 exons.
CCUCCAACGCCGACUUCCUGCUAUCCAUCAUCGGCUUCGCCGUCGACCUCGCCAACGUGUGGCGCUUCCCCUACCUCUGCUACAGGAACGGUGGCGGGGCGUUCCUGGUGCCGUACUCGCUGAUGCUGGUGUUCGGCGCCGUUCCUCUCUUCUACAUGGAGCUCAUCCUGGGCCAGUACAACCGCCAGGGGCCCAUCAGCGUCUGGAGGAUCUGCCCGCUCUUCAAGGGCGUGGGCUUCUGCGCGGUGCUGGUGGCGUUCUACGUGUCGUUCUACUACAACGUCAUCAUCGGCUGGGCGCUGUACUUCUUGGUGGCGAGCGCGGCGCCCGAGCUGCCCUGGCUGCACUGCAACAACUCGUGGAACACCGAGUGGUGCUGGGACUCCAGCGCGGGGUCGCGCGCCCAGGUGGCCGCCUCCGCCGCCGCCGCCGCCGCAGCAGCCGCCGCCGCCAACUCGUCCGCCCCCGCCGCCGCCGCCGCCGCCAACGCCUCCACCGCCGCCUCCGCAGCCGCCGCGGCCGCCGUCGCCAGGCUGCCGCACUCGCCCGCCUCCGAAUACUUCCACCGCGCGGUGCUGGAGAUGCAGUGGAGUGACGGGCUGCACGCCAUGGGCUACCCCAAGUGGCAGCUGGUGCUGUGCCUGCUGCUCGUCUACACCAUGCUCUACCUCUCGCUCUUCAAAGGCGUCAAGUCCUCAGGCAAGGUGGUGUGGGCGACGGCGACGCUGCCGUACGUGGUGCUGUCCAUCCUGCUGGUGCGCGGCCUCAUGCUGCCGGGGGCGCUGUCCGGCAUCUCCUACUACCUGCACCCCGAGCUCUCCAGGCUGGCCGACACGCAGGUGUGGGUGGACGCUGCUGUCCAGAUCUUUUAUUCCGUCGGAGCGGGCUUCGGCGUGCAUCUCUCAUACGCCAGUUACAACACAUUCCACAAUAACUGUUUCAGGGACUGCCUCAUCACGACGGCGGUGAACUGCUUCACGAGUUUCUUCUCCGGCUUCGUCAUCUUCACGUACCUGGGCUUUAUGGCGCACAAGCAGGGCGUGCACAUCAGCGCCGUGGCCACCGAAGGACCUGGGCUGGUCUUCCAAGUGUACCCAGAAGCAGUGGCGACUUUGCCAGGCUCUCAUUUCUGGUCCAUGCUGUUCUUCUUCAUGCUCAUCAUGCUGGGGCUUGACAGUGCGAUGGGUGGUAUGGAAUGUGUUAUCACUGGUCUGAUGGAUGAAUUUCAUGGUUUCUUCCACGGAAAGAAAUUUGCCAGAGAAAUAUUUACACUCAUAGCAGCCGCAGUUUCUUUCUCCAUUGCACUCAUUAAUGUCACUCCAGGAGGAAUAUACAUGUUUCACCUGUUUGAUACAUAUUCAGCAGGCAUUUCACUUCUCUGUUCUGCACUGUUUGAAGCAAUUGCUGUUUCUUGGUUCUAUGGAUUGGAGCGAUUCUCUAGGGAUGUUGAAGCAAUGCUUGGCUCAAAACCAGGCAUUUACUGGAGGAUAUGUUGGAAAUUCAUAAGUCCCUCCUUUAUUGUGGGUGUUGUGAUGUUUGGUCUCCUGUACCAUCAGCCCUUACAGUACAAUGAUUAUCACUACCCAAGCUGGGCUGAAUGGGUGGGCUGGGGACUUGCUCUGUCCUCCAUACUCAUGAUACCACUUGUAGCUACUGUCCAACUCCUAAGUUCCACAGGCACAUGUAAAGAGAGACUGGCCUACAAUAUCUCACCUUUGGAAGAACAUGAAGCCAUCAGAGAAACUGGUGUGGUGACAAGAUUCAGGUGUAGACAUUGGCUAUAUGUGUGAAGAUUUUGUUUUCUCAUAUACUGGGACCACUUUGGCAACUACUGCCUUCAGCCUACCAGUUAACUUAUAAAAUUUGUACCAGGUUAAUUUCAUAUGUGAAGGCAACAUUUUUAUGUGACUGAAUGAGACACCAUUUUUGUGAUGAUUUUUUUAAAUACUUUGUAGUAAAAUGUCUCAAAGUGGUGUUGAAAUAAUAGAUUAAUUUGUGUGUUCAAGACUUGCCUUGUGCACAGUGCAAAGUAUUAUGUCUUCAUCCAAACAGCUGUGUGCAGAAUGUAUCAGACCCUUAGUUUUGUAGUUUGAAAUGAUAGUAUCUGAACUCCAUUAAUAGGAAAAAGUGUGCCAAAAUGUAAAAUAGCUUGGAUAAACUGGUACGAUAAUAUCUAUGCAAAAUUUAAUAUUUUUAAAAGUUAUUGUAACAGAAACCUGAAUUAACUGCAGCAAAAGUUUCUUCAGUCACCACUGCAUCACAGUCAGGUAUUACUGCUAUCUGUACUAUUGUUGCUCAACUGCUGAAUAAUGUGAGGUAAUUUCAGUAUUUUCUGAACAAAAAUGUAAUAGUAAAUGCACUGCAAAAAUGACGUUAAAUUUUUGGGUAUUUUGUAACUAUUAUGAUGACAGCAUACAUAAGGUAGAACAAACCUGUUAAACUAUGGAAGCUUUAUUGUGCCAAAAUCAGGAUUCAUUAUAGUAAUUCAAGAGAAAGUAAUUUCACUGUAAUAUAGUGUGAAAUGAAUCCCAGAAGUUUAGAAACAAUGGAUGAAGAGUGACAUUAUACAACCCUUAUAACAAUUUAUAUGUUAAUUACAUUUACUAAAAAAUAUGGAAACCAACAUGGGAAAUAAUACUAAUGAGGACUUGAUAAGCCAACCUGCCUGAAAAGGUGACAAAAACAAGGAGAUGAAAUGUUCUGAUCCAGUGACUUUAGAAACACUUUGUUCUUCUUUCAAAACAAAGUAAAAAAAUUUAGUAAAGAAAUUUGAAGGACUAGUAAGUGAUUCAUAUCAUCAAUGCAUCAUAUAUAGUUAUACUAAUAAAACCUCUGUACUUGACUUUGUACAGUGGUACACAAACAAGUAAAUUAUUUUGAUUUGAGACUAUGUACCUAAAACCUUCCAUUGUUAUAAAUACUGUUCUAUGACUAGGCUUUAAAAACAUUCCCAUCACAAUUCAAAUUAAAACUUCUUUCAGCCCUAUUUUUUAUAUACAGUAUGACAGUUCAAAAAUUAAGAGCAGCUAGCUCAUAUUUGAGAACCAUUUAAUAUAGAAGACCAAUAUUACCCAGGUGGUGCAUUUAUAAUGUUAUAAAUCUCUGUAAUUCUAUUUAUUACACAACAGAAGUCACAUCAAUCUCUCUGGUAGAAAACGACACCACAAAGUUCUACUCUUCAAGACAUUUUCAUUUGAUAUUGUAUCCUUGUUCUGAAAGUACAACAAUAAGAAUUUUCCUAGCCUCAUAUUCACGAAUCCAUGUUACUGUCUUCACCUUAAAAUCAUCAGCACCACAUGUCAGAUUUUACUGUCCUGCAGCAUCAAGAUCUUAUAUUUCUCUUUCUUACUGCAUUUAUUAUGCUGUUUCACAUAAUUACUCUUCAUGCACCUUCUGCUCUGUACUCAUUACUUCUGUUUCAGGACACUCCUUGAAUUAUUUUGCCUUCAUCCUGUCUGAAAUUUCAUUAAUUUCAAGUUUUACAUUCAUUUUUGUGAUCUUCAUCUGUUCAAGUAGUGCUGAUACUGCUUUUCCUUUAGUGUAUUGUUUUAUUCCUCAAGGUAGCUGCCCAUAGCUGCUCAGUCACUUCAUGUUAUAUUAUUUUUCUGCCUGUCUCUUGUAACUCAUUCUGUCCUAUAUCUUUGAUGUCAUUUCAAAGUUAUUCUUUAGUUUCUGAUUAAAAAAUUUCUAGUUCUGAAAAUCCCAUUUAUCUAUUUCACAUUGUUUUAUAAUUACUUUAUAAUAUAUCUAGAGGUUUGUUCCCCAUUUAUUCAGCCAUUACCUUGGAACUUUUUCACACAUUUUAAAGCUUAGUGAUGCGUAAAUGUGGUGAUGAAGGAAGAAUUUUAAAUGAAAUUUUUAUGUACAAUGUAUAUCUCCAAUUAUACCCCAGAAUUGUUUGCUGUACAGGACACAAAAUAAAUAUUUAGCAGAUCUUCUUUUGUUUACAGUUAAUUGCAGAUUGUCAGUGCUCAAAACCUUUCAAUUUAAUAUAAAGAAGAAAUUUCUCAUCACAACCUGAGUUUUAUGUGUGUUUAAUAAUCAUGCUACCACAUUUAUGCACCCAAUAUUUGUUACCUGUCUGAUUAAAUCAAAAGCAGUUUCAUUAUAUUAACUAUUAUUUUGGUAUUAUCAACAAUUCUAUGAUAUCUUUGUUAAACACAUAACAUAUUAAUAAGGUGUUACUUUUUUCACCCUUUCAUCUGCAUAUAAAAAAAGUAUCUAUUCAAUCCACAACACACCAUACCUUCACAUAAAUUCCUCUGUGUCAGACUGAGAACUCAGUACAGGUCUUCACCUUUCACAGAUGCAACUCUUCUAUCUGAAAUCAGAUGGUAGAGCACUGACAACAAAAGCAAGGGUCAAAGUUGGUAUGGAAGGCUCAAGCUAUGUUCUCCAAAAUUCAGCCAAUUGGCUAAGCCAUCUACUUCUGUAUCAUAUAAUCAAGUUUCUAACAUACACUAUCUGCUUCUUAACCAAAGAUUCAAUAAAUGAGUUUCUUUUGUAAUUUUGGUAUAAUUUAGCCAGAAGGACUAUUUUCAUAAUUCAUUAGAUGCUAAAAUCAGUUCCUUUUUUAAAAUGUAUAACCAAACUGCCAUGGUGCAUGUCCUAAUAAGUGAAUGUAAAUAUACUGGUGAUUAAGUUUAACAACCACUGAAUAUAAAAAGAAGUUUACGUCUUUAUGAAUGUAAAUAAUACUGUGAGGAAAAAAUCUGUUAUUAUUAAGUAAAUAUUUAUUGCUGUUAUUACUUAAAAUAAUAUAGCUCAUAGAUCAUAUGAAACUUUUUGAAAAUCUUCUGUGUAUAGUUUAUGAACUAUGAAGUACGUCUUUUUUUGAGACUGAUCUCAUUUUUUAUGAUAGAAUCAGAGAUGAUAAGUUCAUUAUGAAACACAUAAAAUUGUAAGUGACAACUGCAUAAUUAAUUUUUAAAUUAUUUUAAUUUACAUUGUGUUCACACAUUUCAUGCUGAUUGUAUACCGUUGUGUGCUAAUGGUAACUGGCUGAGCCUUAUAGUCAUAAUUUGUAUCACUUGACAAAUUUGUAAGAAACAAACACAAGAAUAAUUUUUCUUUAAAAUUAAUGUGUUACUUUUGUUGCUACAAGACGUUUAUGAUACCAACUCUGUAAUUACAAGAGACAUAGAAUAAAUAUUUAGCACAU